Quercus robur (English oak) is the source of this 1331-nucleotide messenger RNA. RefSeq names its product eukaryotic translation initiation factor 3 subunit I-like. NCBI's taxonomy places the organism in Eukaryota, Viridiplantae, Streptophyta, Magnoliopsida, Fagales, Fagaceae. Gene Ontology annotation, cellular component: cytoplasm; eukaryotic translation initiation factor 3 complex, eIF3m. The coding region runs from base 168 to 1148 and encodes 326 amino acids. The transcript has 8 exons. Gene Ontology annotation, molecular function: translation initiation factor activity; RNA binding; protein binding. Gene Ontology annotation, biological process: cytoplasmic translational initiation. The record is from RefSeq and is a predicted model, not a curated record.
CUGGUCGACCUCGAACACUGAAGAACCCUAAAUCUUGCAUAAGUUCCAGUACCGUCUCUAGCUUUUUCUUGCCGCCAUAAAACGCAUAAUAAACCCACAGGUUUUUUUCAGAGACAAAGAAACAAACAAACAAAGAGAAGAGAAGCGAAAAGCCAAAUCAGAAAGCCAUGAGACCGAUUCUGAUGAAAGGCCAUGAAAGGCCACUCACAUUCUUGAAAUACAACCGCGACGGCGACCUCUUGUUUUCCUGCGCCAAAGAUCACAACCCUACCGUCUGGUUCGCCGACAACGGCGAGCGUCUCGGCACCUACCGUGGCCACAACGGCGCCGUUUGGUGCUGCGAUGUCUCAAGGGAUUCGAUGAUGUUGAUUACUGGGAGUGCCGAUCAAACGGCCAAGAUAUGGAAUGUUCAGACCGGAGAGCAGUUGUUCUCGUUCAAUUUCGGGUCUCCGGCUAGGGCUGUAGACUUGUCAGUCGGCGAUAAGCUUGCCGUCAUCACGACCGAUCCGUUUAUGGAUUUGCCUUCGGCUAUUCACGUCAAAAGCAUCGCCACUGACCCCGAAGACCAGACUGGUGACUCUGUUCUUGUCCUGAAGGGCCCUCAAGGAAGAAUUAAUAGAGCUGUUUGGGGGCCCCUAAACAAAACCAUCAUAAGUGCUGGAGAAGAUGCUGUGGUUCGUAUAUGGGAUUCUGAGACUGGAAAAAUGCUUAAAGAGUCUGAGAAGGAAACUGGCCACAAAAAAACGAUAACAUCACUUUCGAAAUCUGCCGAUGGUUCACACUUCCUCACCGGUUCACUUGAUAAAUCAGCUAAGCUGUGGGACAUCAGAACUUUGACUCUUAUCAAGACUUACGUGACUGAACGUCCAGUCAAUGCCGUGACAAUGUCUCCACUUCUUGAUCAUGUGGUGCUUGGAGGUGGUCAAGAUGCAUCAGCUGUUACAACAACUGAUCAUCGUGCUGGUAAAUUUGAGGCAAAAUUCUAUGACAAGAUUCUUCAAGAAGAAAUUGGAGGUGUGAAAGGGCAUUUUGGACCGAUAAAUGCUUUGGCUUUCAACCCAGAUGGGAAAAGUUUCUCAAGCGGAGGUGAAGAUGGUUAUGUACGGUUACAUCACUUUGAUCCGGAUUACUUCAACAUCAAGAUUUAGAUUUUCAGCAUAUUGAUACUUUAGCCUUGAGCUUCAGAGAUUUCUUGAAAUUAACUUGUAUUUUCUUUUUUCAGUAGUUAGUUUUCUAGUUGUGAUGAAACAACGUUUUGUAUUUGCUUGCUGGGACACAGUUUUGUAUAAGAUACUAGAAUUUUGUUUACGAAGAUUAUGAUUACUUUCAAA